GCUGAGUCGGCGGCGGUCGCUGUUCGCGCUGGUCCGGGCUAGCAUCGGCGAGCGGGCCGCGGGGAGGGCGACUCCACUACUUGGCGUCGCGGCCGCGGGCGCGGAGGGCGCGCAGUUCGCAGCGUCCGCCAGGCUCUGCGGGUCCGCCCGCGGUCGGGCGGAGAUGGAGCCGAGGCCCACGGCGCCCUCCUCCGGCGCCUCCAGGCUGGUGGGGGUCGGGGAGACGCCGCCAGCCGCCGGGAUGGACCUGCCCGGCACGGCCGUGCCUUUGGUGCCGGAGGAUGCUGCGGCCGCGAGCCGUGGCGGCGGCGGGGUCCGCGGUGAGGGCGCCGCAGCGGCCGGGGACGUGCUGGGAAGACCCCUGGGGCCCACCCCGAGCCAGAGCCGCUUCCAGGUGGACCUGGUUUCCGAGAACGCCGGGCGGGCUGCUGCUGCUGCUGCGGCGGCGGCGGCUGGUGCAGCGGCGGGGGUCAGGGAGACCCCCGCGGAAGGGAAAACCAGCGACGACAGCGGGCCGGCUAAGGGCAGCGAGGAAGCCAAGGGCCGCUUUCGCGUAAACUUCGUGGACCCGGCUGCCUCUUCGUCUGCAGAGGAGAACCUGUCGGAUGCGGCGGGGGUCGGAGGCGACGGGCCCAACGUGAGUUUCCAGAACGGCGGAGACACAGUACUGAGCGAGGGCAGCAGCCUGCACUCAGGCGGCGGCGGCGGCAGCGGGCACCACCAGCAUUACUAUUAUGACACCCACACCAACACUUACUACCUGCGCACCUUCGGCCACAACACCAUGGACGCCGUGCCCAGGAUCGAUCACUACCGGCACACAGCUGCGCAGCUGGGCGAGAAGCUGCUCCGGCCCAGCCUGGCGGAGCUGCACGAUGAGCUCGAAAAGGAACCUUUUGAGGAUGGCUUUGCAAACGGGGAAGAGAGUACUCCAACCAGAGAUGCUGUGGUCACAUAUACUGCGGAAAGCAAAGGAGUUGUGAAGUUUGGCUGGAUCAAGGGUGUAUUAGUACGUUGUAUGUUAAACAUUUGGGGUGUGAUGCUUUUCAUUAGACUAUCUUGGAUUGUGGGUCAAGCUGGAAUAGGUCUGUCCGUCCUUGUAAUAAUGAUGGCCACUAUUGUGACAACUAUCACAGGAUUAUCUACUUCAGCAAUAGCUACUAAUGGAUUUGUACGAGGAGGAGGAGCGUAUUAUUUAAUAUCUAGAAGUCUAGGGCCGGAAUUUGGUGGUGCAAUUGGCCUGAUCUUUGCUUUUGCCAAUGCUGUUGCAGUCGCUAUGUAUGUGGUGGGGUUUGCAGAAACUGUGGUGGACUUGCUGAAGGAACAUUCCAUACUUAUGAUAGAUGAAAUCAAUGAUAUCCGAAUUAUUGGCGCCAUUACAGUGGUGAUCCUUUUAGGUAUCUCAGUAGCUGGAAUGGAGUGGGAAGCAAAAGCUCAGAUUGUUCUCCUGGUGAUUCUCUUGCUUGCUGUUGCUGAUUUCGUCAUAGGAACAUUUAUCCCACUGGAGAACAAGAAGCCCAAAGGUUUUUUUGGUUAUAAAUCUGAAAUAUUUAGUGAAAAUUUUGGACCAGAUUUUCGAGAGGAAGAGACUUUCUUUUCUGUAUUUGCCAUCUUUUUUCCUGCUGCAACUGGUAUUCUGGCCGGAGCAAAUAUCUCAGGUGAUCUCGCAGAUCCUCAGUCAGCCAUACCCAAAGGAACACUCUUAGCCAUUUUAAUUACUACGGUGGUUUACAUAGGAAUUGCAGUAUCUGUAGGUGCUUGUGUUGUUCGGGAUGCCACCGGGAACGUUAAUGACACUAUUGUAACUGAGCUAACAAACUGUACUUCUGCAGCCUGCCAAUUAAACUUUGACUUUUCAUCUUGUGAAGUCAGUCCUUGUUCCUAUGGCCUAAUGAACAACUUCCAGGUGAUGAGUAUGGUGUCAGGAUUUGCACCAUUAAUUUCUGCGGGUAUCUUUUCAGCAACUCUUUCUUCUGCAUUAGCAUCCCUUGUGAGUGCUCCCAAAAUAUUUCAAGCUCUAUGUAAGGACAACAUCUAUCCAGCUUUCCAGAUGUUUGCUAAAGGUUAUGGGAAAAAUAAUGAACCUCUUCGUGGCUACAUCUUAACAUUCUUAAUUGCACUUGGCUUCAUCUUAAUUGCUGAACUGAAUGUUAUUGCACCAAUUAUCUCCAACUUCUUCCUUGCAUCAUAUGCACUGAUCAAUUUCUCAGUAUUCCAUGCAUCACUUGCAAAAUCUCCAGGAUGGCGCCCUGCAUUCAAAUACUACAACAUGUGGAUAUCACUUAUUGGAGCAAUACUCUGUUGCAUAGUGAUGUUUGUCAUCAACUGGUGGGCUGCACUGCUGACAUACGUGAUUGUUCUUGGGCUGUAUAUUUAUGUUACUUACAAAAAACCAGAUGUGAACUGGGGAUCCUCUACACAAGCCCUCACUUACCUGAACGCACUGCAGCAUUCAAUUCGUCUUUCAGGAGUGGAAGACCAUGUGAAAAACUUUAGGCCACAGUGUCUUGUUAUGACAGGUGCUCCAAACUCACGCCCAGCUUUACUUCAUCUUGUUCAUGAUUUCACAAAAAAUGUUGGUUUGAUGAUCUGUGGUCAUGUACAUAUGGGCCCUCGAAGACAAGCCAUGAAAGAGAUGUCCAUUGAUCAAGCCAAGUAUCAGCGAUGGCUCAUUAAAAACAAAAUGAAGGGUUUUUAUGCUCCAGUACAUGCAGAUGACUUGAGAGAAGGUGCACAGUAUUUGAUGCAGGCUGCUGGUCUUGGGCGUAUGAAACCAAAUACACUUGUCCUUGGAUUUAAGAAAGAUUGGUUGCAAGCAGAUAUGCGGGAUGUGGAUAUGUAUAUAAACUUAUUUCAUGAUGCCUUUGACAUACAAUAUGGAGUAGUGGUUAUCCGCCUGAAAGAGGGUCUGGAUAUAUCUCAUCUUCAAGGACAAGAAGAAUUACUGUCAUCACAAGAAAAAUCUCCUGGUGUCAAGGAUGUGGUACUAAGUAUGGAGUAUAGUAAAAAGUCGGAUUUAGAUACUUCCAAACCAUCUGGUGAAAAAAGCAUUACACAUAAAGAUGAGGAAGAGGAUGGCAAGACUCCAACUCAACCACUGUUGAAAAAAGAACUCAAAGGCCCUGCUGCACCUCUAAAUGUAGCUGACCAGAAGCUCCUUGAAGCCAGCACACAGUUUCAAAAAAAACAAGGAAAGAGUACUAUUGAUGUUUGGUGGCUUUUUGAUGAUGGAGGUUUGACCUUAUUGAUACCGUAUCUUCUGACUACAAAGAAAAAGUGGAAAGACUGUAAGAUCAGAGUAUUCAUUGGUGGAAAAAUAAACAGAAUAGACCAUGACCGGAGAGCGAUGGCUACUUUGCUUAGCAAGUUUCGGAUAGACUUCUCUGAUAUCAUGGUCCUAGGAGAUAUUAAUACUAAACCAAAGAAAGAAAAUAUUGCAGUUUUUGAUGAAAUGAUUGAGCCGUACAGACUUCACGAAGAUGAUAAAGAACAAGAUGUUGCAGAUAAAAUGAAAGAAGACGAACCAUGGCGAAUAACAGAUAAUGAGCUUGAACUUUAUAAGACCAAGACACACCGGCAGAUCAGGUUAAAUGAAUUAUUAAAGGAACAUUCAAGCACAGCUAAUAUCAUUGUCAUGAGUCUCCCAGUCGCACGGAAAGGCGCCGUGUCCAGUGCUCUCUACAUGGCGUGGUUGGAAGCUCUAUCUAAGGACCUGCCACCAGUUCUCCUGGUCCGUGGGAAUCAUCAGAGUGUCCUUACCUUCUAUUCUUAAACGUUCUGCACAGUGGGCAGCUCUCCAGAUGGUACUUCAGUGCCUAGUGAAGUAACUGAAAUCUUCAGUGACAUAUUAACAUCACAAUGGCAAACUGUGACUUUUCUUUCACUAUUUAAUUAAUUUGAAAGCACACGGAGAAGUCGCUCCGUUGAUAUGGGUGUGGAGACUUCAGUUUUAGUCAAUUCUGUAUCUCAAUCUUAAUGAACGAUGAUUCCUUGUUGGACUGAAGCUCACGAGAGUAAAAUUUACCUUUGCUACUUGAAAAGCAAUAAAAGUAUGUUAUUUUUUGAUUGAUGAAAGGAGUACAAAAAGCCUUUAGCCUUGAGGUGCCUUUGAAAUUAACCAAAUUUCAUCCAUAUAUCCUCUUUUAUAAAUUUAUAGAAUGUCAAAUUUUGCCUUCAGCUUUUACUUUUAUUUCUAUUGUCUUUCACCUUGAAAUGGACACUGCUUUUCUUCUUCCAUUGACCAAUUAGUGUUGAGUACUGUAUGUUUUCUAUUACUUUUAUAAAAGUAUCUGUUAGGUAUAAAGGUGAGAAUUAGAGCAAGGUAAUGAAAAAUGCAAAAAAAGAAAAAAUAGGAACCAAAAGUGACCCCAAGGUUAGGUUUGUAUAUGUAUAAAUGUAGAUCUAGGGAAAGAAAGGCCCAAUAAACUUUUUUUUUUUUAACCUCUAAUUGGCUCUUAUUUGUAUCCUCAUUUGAUUAUUAUUUCUUGAAACCUUAGGGAAGGUCAAAGAUUUAUCCAGUACUUCUGUAUACUGUGCUAAAAAAUUACUACUGUCAUUCUUCAGACAAAAAUCCUCACAAUUGUUAUAUUCAUUAGAAGAAAGAUCUCUCAUAAUUGAGAGUUUUCCUUAAAUCUGAGGGACUUUGAAAUGCUAAAAGGCCUUUCUGGAGAAAAAUAAGACAAAACAAUGUCAUUUAAUAGAAUAUUUCAAUAAACACUACAUGGAAUUUCACUGUACCAAUGCUUCAUCAAACGGUUAAAUGGACCACUGGUUUCUUAGUGAAAUGUUUUUGGGCUUAAUUCUGUCAAUUGUCAAGUAUACUUAGUCUUAAUUAAUAUACUCAGGUUUGAACAGAUUAUUCUGAACAUUUAAAAUUAAUCCAUUCUUAAUACUUUAAAACUUUUGUGUUAAGAAAAACUGCCAGUUUAUGCUUUUGAAAUGUCUGUUUUGACAUUGUAGUCCGAUAGUACAAUUUUGACAGUGCAUAUGUACUGUUACUAAAAGUUUUAUAUACAGUUAUUAAUGUGAAUUUUCUCAUUUUUUAUUCAAGGAAGGAUUUCCUAAAAACAUUUCAAGGGAUAUACAUACAUGUGUGUGUAUAUGUAUAUGCAUACACAUAUGCAUAUAUGUAUAUAUAAUGACAUUUAUGUUGCUGGUUUUUUGCAUUUUAAAGUGAUCAAAAUUCAUUAGAUGAAAUUUUUUUUGUUUUAGUAAACGUAAGCUCAAAAUUAGAUUGAAAGAUACAAGUUUCAUGGAGAACAAAGGUGAUUCUUUGAAGAGCAUGUAAAUUCACAGAAUUAUCAUUUGAUUAGGAAGUGGAGAACAUUUUAUCUGAAGUACUGUUCAGUAAGUUCAUUGGUAUAAGUUUCAGUGGGGAGGAAUUUAUGCAGGUUUUCAUGAAUCUUUAUAAAAAUCUAUGAAAUUAUUGUCAGUGCAGUGUUUCUGCUGCAAGAAGAGUAUGAACUAAAUUGAUACACAGAAAUGAAGAUCUGAUAAUUUUGAAUUAAAAAAUGUUAAAAUGAAGCAAUUGUUUUUCAAAACUUUUUUCCUGCAUUAUAACUGACAGCAUUGUUCCAUUUAUUGCAGGUUUUGUUGUGUUUUGGGGGAAAGAAAGUAGAAAUGUCAUACUAUUCAGUAAACAAUGUCAUGUUUUAACUUCUUGAAUAGAUAAUAGGGUGUAAACUGAGUGCUGCUAUCUUGAAAUGUGCACAGGUACACUUAUUUUUUUUUUUUUAAGUUUUUCCCAUUCAGGAAAACAUGAUUGUGAUCAUACUACAGGAACCAAAUGUCAUACGUCAUACAUAUGUGUAUAAAGUACAUAAAAUAUAUCUAAAUAUGCAUACUGGGGGGAGGGUGAUAUUGUCUGUGAAAUAAUGUAAGAGGCUUUUCAUCUUAAAAAGAAAAAUAAGCAUUACUUUCACCUAACACUAGACACCAGGUCAAAAUUUUCCAGGUUGUUGGAUUGUCAUAAAUUCCAACAAUUCUAAGAGAUGCUUGCUAGUGUUGAAGCUUUUCUACUCUAUUUUAUUUAUGCUGAAUUUGAUUAUUUUAAUGCCAAAUUUUUUUUUAGUUCUGAUCAUUAGUGAUAACUUGGAAAUAAUUGUGCAUCGGCACUUGGCAGUUCAUUAUUCCUGUAGGUAAAAAUUCAGUGGGCUUAGAAUGGUGGUGUUAAGCUGAUAAUUAAUGGUUAAUUAAAUGAAAUAUUUAUUUGUUACAUUAUUUCAUUUGUACUUUGUUUCCUUUUACAUUCUUUUUAUAUGCUUUCUGACAUUACAUAUUUUUAAAGACUAUGGAAAUAAUUUAAAGAUUUGAGCUCUGGUGGAUGUUUAUCUACUAAGUUUGAAAAUGUAAUAUUUUGAUAAUACUGUACUAUAACUGUCACACAAAUGCUUUUCUAAUGUUUUAACGUUGAGUAUUGCAGUCGCUGCUUUGUACAAAGGUUACUGCAAUAAAGGAAGUGGAUUCAUUAAAACUA
This is a messenger RNA of Manis javanica (Malayan pangolin), 6475 nucleotides long. It is a transcript of the gene SLC12A2, whose product is annotated as solute carrier family 12 member 2. Gene Ontology annotation, biological process: chloride transmembrane transport; chloride ion homeostasis; cell volume homeostasis. Gene Ontology annotation, cellular component: apical plasma membrane. NCBI's taxonomy places the organism in Eukaryota, Metazoa, Chordata, Mammalia, Pholidota, Manidae. Gene Ontology annotation, molecular function: sodium:potassium:chloride symporter activity; ammonium channel activity. The record is from RefSeq and is a predicted model, not a curated record.